CCCGUUCAAACCUCCCUUCCAAAUCAAUAAAAAAAACAAUUUGCACAAAAUAAGACUAAUAAAAACGAUAUGAUCACCUCAUCCGUUGUAUUCAUCUCACACCUCUUGGCGAUUCUCGUUCUCUUGGCAGCCUCUGGCUCGGCCGGCGUUAGCUUUUCGCCUGAACAAUCAGCAACCCCGCCAUCCGUCACCGUUGCGGCCUGCGCCGCCUCACACGAUCCUCCCUCAUGCGAACAUGCGUUGACUAACUCCGGACUCUUGAUAACGGAGAACGCAAGCAGCCUCCAUGUCAUUCACGCCGUCUUAAACAUCACUUUCCGGCAUCUAGACACCGCCGAAUCCAUGGUGGGCGCCAUCCUCUCCGGCUCUUCGUCGAAUAGCAACCUCACGACGGCGGCUAGGAUUUGCGCUGAGGUGCUCAGGUUGUCCAGGUACCGGCUCGCGUUGACGGAUCACGGCGGGUUACGCGGCCGUAAAAUAAAGGACGGCCGUGCAUGGCUGAGCGCCGCCCUGGGAUACCAGUACGACAGCUGGUCCGCCUUGAAAAAAGUCAACGACACGGCGACUGUGGUCAAUACCAUGGCAUUGAUCAACGACACCAUAAUGGGGUUGACCAGGACCGCCCUAAGCAUGCUGGGGAAUUACGACGUGCAUGGGGACGACGUGGCAUCGUGGGGCCCUAUCAAGACAGAGAGGGACGGGUACUGGGACCCAGUGGAUGGAUCGGGGUCUGAUUUUGACUUUCAAAACGGCAGAGUUCCUAAGCACCUGAAGCCGAAUGUGACCGUUUGUAAGACCGGCCACGGCGGCGGAUGCGAUUAUGCGACGGUUCAGGCGGCAGUUUACGCCGCGCCGGAUAUGAACGCCGGGCAGCGCUUUGUGAUAUGGAUCAAGGCCGGAAUUUACAAGGAGAAGGUAAGGGUAUCGAUGAAAAAGCUGAACGUCGUCUUCUUAGGCGACGGCAUGGGCAAAACCGUCAUUACAGGGUCCCUCAAUGUUGGUCAACCCGGAAUGACGACCUACCAGACCGCCACCGUCGGUGUUCUUGGAGACGGAUUCAUGGCCAGCAAUAUCACGUUUGAGAACACCGGAGUUGGCUCUCAGGCGGUGGCUUUCCGGUCCGACGGCGAUCGGACAGUGGUGGAAACCUGCGAAUUGAGGGGAAACCAAGACACCCUGUACGCCAAAUCCAUGCGGCAAUACUAUAAAUCAUGUCGCAUCCAAGGAAACAUUGAUUUCAUAUUCGGUAACUCGGCGGCAUUUUUCCAGGACUGCGACAUUUUAAUCGCUCCGAGACCAAGUGAGCCGGAGAAGGGAGGGAUAAACACCAUCACGGCCCACGGAAGGAUUGACCCAGCCCAGACCUCAGGUUUCGUCUUCCACAAUUGCUCCAUUAGUGGCACCGAUGAUUACAUGAAGCUGUACCGUAAAAACAGCAAGGUGCAGCAGAGCUACCUGGGACGGCCAUGGAAGGAAUACUCGAGGACAGUGUUCAUAGGGAGUUACUUGGACGAUAUAAUUUCAGAGGAAGGAUGGUAUCCAUGGGAUGGAGAUUUUGCCAUAAAAACUCUAUACUAUGGGGAAUUUGAUAAUAGAGGGGCGGGGGCUAGCACAUUUGGCCGUGUAAAUUGGAGUAGCAUUGUUCCUACCCAACAUGUUCAUUCAUAUUCAGUUCGUAAUUUUAUUCAAGGUGAUCUAUGGACUUAAUCCUAAUUUAAUCACAUAUCUUCUGUACAUAAUUGAUUGAUGUUUCCCAAUUUAAUUAGCUUGUUGAUAAAUUAUUGACAUUACUCGUAUACAAAGUAACAUUUCAA
Cuscuta epithymum is the source of this 1814-nucleotide messenger RNA. The record is from the annotation of a GenBank genome assembly. Lineage: Eukaryota; Viridiplantae; Streptophyta; Magnoliopsida; Solanales; Convolvulaceae.